Messenger RNA from Telopea speciosissima, 708 nucleotides. Its product is annotated as FCS-Like Zinc finger 5-like. The coding region runs from base 151 to 678 and encodes 175 amino acids. The record is from RefSeq and is a predicted model, not a curated record. The transcript has 2 exons. Lineage: Eukaryota; Viridiplantae; Streptophyta; Magnoliopsida; Proteales; Proteaceae.
CUCUCGGCCUCUUCAGUCUCGACCUUUCCUCACUCGCUCCCUCUUCUCUCUCUCUCUCUCUCUCCACUCGUUGCAAGUGUUUCUUGGUUUUGGGUGUGAAGGGUGUAAAGAUCUUAGUUGGGUUUCUGAGUUUUUAUCGUAAAAACAAAUAUGUUGUUAGGGAAGAGACCUCGUCGUCCUUCGAUGAGGAGAACGACCAGCUUGACGGAAUUCACGCUGGAUCUAAGCGGCCUAGAAGAUUCUUCGGCGACUUCAGACAUGACGACGGCGGAGAACACCAUGAAAGAUAGACAGAAGGUUGUAGUCCAAGAAGGUCCGGCGGCCAGAAAAAACCAACCAGCGGGUUUUGGUGGUGGUUUUGGGCCAACAGAUGGGUUCGAUUACCGUCUCAUGGCAACUGUAUCGCCUAGACCAACCCAUCGCAAGAAUUUGAGCGAUUUAAUGGAAACGUCUCAAUUCUUAAGAGCUUGUAACCUCUGCAAACGCCGUCUCGGUCCCGGCCGUGACAUCUACAUGUACAGAGGUGACAGCGCGUUCUGCAGCCUAGAGUGUCGACAGCAGCAAAUGAACAAAGACGAGAGGAAAGAGAAGUGCGCAGUGGCAUCGAAGAAGGAUUCACCAAAUACCGGCGGAUCGGAAUCUUCUCCAAGUAAAGGAGAGACGGUCGCCGCUGCAUAGACAUGGGGAGGUAGAAAGAGAGAAAGAGAG